Molecule: messenger RNA, 3165 nt
Organism: Lachnellula hyalina
Lineage: Eukaryota; Fungi; Ascomycota; Leotiomycetes; Helotiales; Lachnaceae
Exons: 7
Coding region: 1-3165 (1054 amino acids)
Molecular function (GO): protein binding
Source: RefSeq, a predicted model, not a curated record
AUGGCCGAUCCAUUCUCAAUCCUUGCAGGUACCGCUGGGCUUGCUGACGUUUGUGUGCGGCUCGCAAAAUUCCUCAAAGACGCCAACCAUGGAUUUCGAGUAGUCGACCAGGAACUGGAGGGCCUCUGCGAAGAGAUCAUCUCCCUCCGGUCUGUAAACGAUCUAGUUGAACGUACCUACAUGGAAGGAUCCGCGGCGAGGGUAUCACCCCACCAACAGCAGAUCAUAGUUGAGAGGAUCGAGGCGAUAUUUUUGGAGGUUAUAGGAGUUGGAGGUGGCAAGCACAUCAAACUUGACCAACUGCGGAGGUGGCUGAAGCAGCAAUCAAGGGAAGAGGCAUUGACCAAACUGCGUGAGAAGCUGAAAGCUCAUCAAAUUGCGCUACAACUCAGUCUUUCGGCGGUUAGCAUUAUUUACUCUCGCACAUCGCAGCAAGCGUCGCACGAGUCGUAUUCAGAUUUAUCCGCGUCUAUUAAGAACCUAGGCGCCGAUUUGGAUUCGAAGAUAAAUUCGUUAGAAAGAUUUGUCAACUUGUCCGCUGAAAGAACGCUUGCAUCCGCUGUCGAAUCCGCACAAAAAGUGGUGGCUUUGGCGUAUCUGAACAAACAUUUCUUCACACCACAAACUGUUAGCAGUAUCUAUACUGGGCGCGAGAACGAGCUUGAAGUUUUGAGACAAUUCCUCGUCACUCCCGUUUCUGCAAGUCCCCUUGAAGCGCAGAAGAGAUUCGUGAUCUUUGGUCUUGCUGGAUCUGGAAAAACGCAGCUAUGCUGCAAGUUCGCCUCAGAGAACAAGCAACGCUUUUGGGGGGUGUUUUGGAUCAAUGCUAGCUCCAAGGAGCACUCGGAACAAUCGUUCUCCUCUCUCUCAACAAUCGGAAAGGUUGCAUCCAGUCCAGCUGCGGUCAAAAGCUGGCUCUCAAGUCUUGGACCAGAGCAACCAUGGCUGCUCAUAAUCGACAAUGCGGACGACAAGAGUUUUCCCGUGGAAGAAUGUUUUCCAGACAGUCGAUUUGGCACAAUCCUCAUAACAAGUAGGAACCCCAUGCUCAAAACGCACGGCACCGUAGGACCUCGCUACUUAGAAUUUCAUGGACUAGAUGAGAAAAAGUCGAUCGAACUACUUCUCAACGCAUCAGCCGAGUCGGUACCGUGGAGCACGUCCUCCGUUAACUGUGCGAAUACUAUUGCUAGAGCUAUGGGGUGUUUACCUCUUGCCCUAAUACAUGCUGGAGCAACAAUUCUUUCGGGCGUUUGCUCCCUUGAGACUUACCUCGAUUUCUUCGAGAAAACGUGGGAUCGAAUCCGCCAAAGAAAGGAGCCCAAUGCUGCCUCUCAAAUUUCGGACACCAAUGCUGCAAUCUAUACUAGUUAUGAGCUCAUACACCACGGACUUUCGACCAGGAAGACUCCAGCUGGCGAAGAUGCUCUAGAUCUUCUGAGAAUAUUUUCCUUCCUCGAUCGUCAACAGAUCAAGCUAAACAUAUUCCUACGUGCAGCAUCUAAUCCAGAGAUCGAAUUGACUGAUGCAUUGCGCAGAGACGGUGAAAGAAAGGCACACGACAAAGUGAUCCCAAAGCGUACACCGGCGCAGACUUUGAGAAACCUUAUAAUGCGAAUUGUCAGUCUUCUUUCGCAGAUGGGGCAUCGCCCUGUCUUACCGAGGUUCCUUUCUGAAUCGCCCAAGCCAGGAGCAUUUUACGAACUGAGACUGAGGGAAGGACUCAAAGAGCUCUCUCAGAUGUCGCUGAUAAAUACCAGUUCCGGCCCACGAGAUUGUUAUUCAAUGCAUGCAGCAGUCCAUCUAUGGGCGAGACAGAGGCCGGAAAUGACAAUCGUUGAGCAAGCAGUGUGGUGUCAAAUGGCAGCGACUAUUAUUUCUCGUGCUAUCUUACUCCCGCCUUUGGGCGACACAGAAGAAGACGAAGCUUUCCGCAGAGAUCUGCUUCCACAUGUUCGCCAUGUCCAACAUGUCGAGCGAACAAUCCAAAUUGCUUUUGCAACAAAUAGGGAAUCUAGGCGAAAGUUGUUACCGGUAUUGAACCCCCCGAUGACCUCAGACCGAUUAUUACAACUUGUGAAAUUUAGUCUCGUCUAUGCACAAGGCCACCAGCUUGGAGAGGCAGAACGGCUGCAAACAUAUGUUGCAGAUUUCGCUAUCCGAUAUUUGGGCAAGGAAAACACUAAGACGAUAAAUAUCAUGCGCCUGUUGUCCUGGACCUACUGGCAACUUGCACGGGUGGAUGAAGCUGUUGAACUUCAGAAGCAGGCCCUAAAUGCAUGUAUCAAAGUUCUUGGCCGAGAACAUCCAGAGACACUACAAAUAAUGGAUUCAUACGGAUCAAGCCUGUGGCUACAAGGUAAUAUCCCCGAAUCUCGCGAAAUGCACACCGUUGCAGUCGAAGGGCUUACAAAAGCACUUGGCCACGAUCAUGUGCAGACGCUGAAGGCCAUGGGGGGCUUAGGCCGCGCAGUUGGCAAGGACUUCGAUUUCACCGAAGCGAUCGGCAUACAAUCACAAGCCUUUGCUGGCUUGAAGAAGAAGCUUGGUCAAUCACAUUCAGCCACACUUGAGGCCAUGGACAAUCUAGCUAUGGCCCACUUUGACCGAGCUGCGUAUCGCAGAGGCCAGCAAGGAGAUCUUGAUCGUGCGCUUGAACUGGAGGCAGAAGUCUUUAAAAUGCGCCUAGAUAGGUUCGGCAGAGAGCAUCAUCAUACUCUCUGGGCUGGUCUCAACCUGGCACGUAUCAAGGCUGUCAUCGGCGAAACUGACGAGGCAUUGUCCAUAUUUCUACCUGGCCAUGCUGUGAAAAAACGAUCAGGUCAUCCUGAUCGAUUACUCGCAAUGUUCUCCUUGAUAAAAUGCCGCAACGUCUUAGGCAAAGAGAACCAAACAGCCCUGCUGCUUGAAGAACUGAUCGAAGGUACGAAAGCAAUCUUUGGCCCGGAUCAUGCGGCGGUCAAAUAUAUUCUCGAUGGCCAAGUUCUAUCGAAGAAUACAAGUGAGCUUCUCAACCCGUCUACAAAGAAAACGAGUUCCGGCUUCGUUCUCGAAAGACUCAGCCUCAUGCAGGAUGAAAACCCCAUUUCUACUGCGAAGGUUGAGCCGAUGAGCAAUGUUGGGUUCCAUUCAGGGAACAUGCUAACCCAAAGGAAAACCUUCUGA